This is a messenger RNA of Dothidotthia symphoricarpi CBS 119687, 768 nucleotides long. Its product is annotated as Cloroperoxidase. Gene Ontology annotation, molecular function: peroxidase activity. The record is from RefSeq and is a predicted model, not a curated record. Bases 1 to 768 code for a protein of 255 amino acids. NCBI's taxonomy places the organism in Eukaryota, Fungi, Ascomycota, Dothideomycetes, Pleosporales, Dothidotthiaceae. The transcript is spliced from 3 exons.
AUGAAAGGUCUGCUUACCUUCUUGACCCUGCAGAGUCUUACUACUGCAUACGUCAACUUCGAGGACUGGCUCCCUCCGACAACGGACGAUCUACGCUCACCUUGUCCGGCCCUCAACGCUCUUGCGAAUCACGGCCUUCUUCCCCGUGACGGCCGCAUGCUCACUGUGCCGCUACUUGUCGAAACAUUGGGCGUGGCGCUGAAUUUCUCAGCUGAGACGGCAACCGUGCGUGCCUUGGAUGGGAUCAAAACGACAUCGGAUCCCGCCAGUGGGGCCUUCACCCUCGGCGAUUUGAACAAGCAUGGUAUCAUUGAGCACGAUGGUAGCCUAUCAAGGAAGGACAAUUAUCUUGCUGGCGAAGCGCAAGUCUUCUGCCCAAGCAUAUUUGCGGAGACUUUGAGCUUCUUCAAAGGCGCUACUAAUGUCGGUUUCGAGGAAAUAGCUGCGGCGCGCUGGGGUCGCAUACAAGCCUCCAAAGCCGCAAACCCCCAGUUUGCGUACAAUACAACUGCACAACGCUCGUCAUAUUCCGAGUCUGCUGCGUACUUUCAGGUCCUGAAGGACCCUUCGACUAACAAGGCGUCGGUGGAGUGGAUCAAGAUUUUCUUUAGCGAGGAGCGUUUACCAUACAAAGAGGGAUGGCGCCCAACGAACCCCAUCGACGGGAAGUCUUUUCUCACAGACGUUUUGCAAAUUGCAAUGCACACCCCGGAGAGGGCGCCUGGAGUCAGUAACGCGACGUCCUGGGCAUCACAUAGCGAUGUGUAG